This is a messenger RNA of Prunus armeniaca (apricot), 1089 nucleotides long. Lineage: Eukaryota; Viridiplantae; Streptophyta; Magnoliopsida; Rosales; Rosaceae. The record is from the annotation of a GenBank genome assembly.
AUGUUAGCAGAAGUGCCCAAGAGAUCGAUUGAUGAGUACCUGAUGUUCUUCAGACAUUGUACUAAGAGGUCUGCAGCGCAGUGGCAGGUGGUGAUUAGAAAGACAUACCCUUGGUUCCAACCUGGAUACCGGCUUUUUGAGAAGGAACCGAAAGAUGAGGUAGCCAGAACUGACUUCAGGAAGAAGUUCCUGAGUGUUACCUUGCCCAGGGAUCUGCCUCAUGGAGGGGGAAAACCUCCAAAUUACCACUUGGGGGCAGAAGUCUAUCACCCUAAUUUCUACGCAAGACAACUUGGCUGCCCCCAACUUAUUCCGCUUAAAUCAUACAGAAGCUGCAAUAAGGGUUCUUCUUGGAGGGAUGCAGAUGAUUUGGAGGUCCACAAGGAUGCAAGGUGUGCAGUAAAUAAGAUCAACAAUAGUGCAGAUGCCCUUUAUCCUUCAUGGGAACCGAAUUCCUGCAGUUCUGCCGAGUUUGACGCUUGGUGGAAGGUUAGAUUCCGUAAUCUGCCUGCUUCUAGUACCGCACUUCAGGUCCUUUUUAAGGGUUGGGACAACUGGACUGUCCACACAGAAGAGGAGACUCACAAAUUCAUGGUGCAGACCAUCAAAGACAUCAAUAUGCAAGUUAUAGAAGAUCCUUCUUUAACAAAGAAUAUUGGUAGCCAAUCUGCCCAGAGUGGAGAGGUGUUUGUCAACUCUAUUAUUGCUGCUGGGGAUCUGGAGCUGCCUUCUGGGGAUGGAGAAGAAGAAGAAGAUCAGGCAGAACAGACUCAUGUUGAGGCCACGUCUUCUGUUAGACAGUUUUUGACUAGAAGUCCCUCUCCUCCCCCUACUAAGUCAAAAAGACUUAGAAAGAGGAUUGUAGAAGAAUAUGUGGCCCCGUUGGGGACUGGAGCAGUUCCCACUGUUACUUCUGACACGAAUGAAGAGCUGAGAGAGGGUUUUGAGGCUAUGGACCAAGAGCAGGAGCUGGAAGACCUGGAAGAAGUAGGAGAUGGGCCUCAGGAGAAGGCCAAGACAGUGGAAGAAGAGGAGGAAAUCCCUGCCGAGGUGAUAGCAGAGAGCAUUGCCUUGGCUCAGAAGCAAUAA